Helobdella robusta is the source of this 693-nucleotide messenger RNA. RefSeq lists its product as hypothetical. The coding region runs from base 1 to 693 and encodes 230 amino acids. The transcript has 2 exons. The record is from RefSeq and is a predicted model, not a curated record. Lineage: Eukaryota; Metazoa; Annelida; Clitellata; Rhynchobdellida; Glossiphoniidae.
AUGCGGCGUUUUGACCCACGUUACUCAACGUCAAGGCGUGGUUCAAAUGAAGACAAAGCGACACGUAGUGGUGAAGAAACUUACAAAGACGCAAACAUAACUAUCAAGUCGCCACCCAAUCUACAUAUCAGGAAAAGACCUUCAUCACAAGACACCUCAAACAUAUUCAUUGACUCAUUACUUGAUAAAUCUACUGCUAAUGUUAAAAGUGAGUUUGAUAAAUCAAUAAAUGUUGUCAAGAAAGAGUUUAGUUCAUUGUGGACCGAUGUUGUGAAAAAUAAAUUGGAAGUAGUAACUAAUGAAGUCAAAUCUGUUAAACACACGUUAGAUGUAUCCAAUGAUAGCAAAGAACGGGAGAAUAACAUGGUUAUAUUCAAUUUGAAGGAAUCUGAAAAUGCUGGCAAGGAUAGAGAUGUUGUCAUGUUUAUUUUGAUGUCAAUGACAGAGAACAAACUUAAUGAAGCUGAUAUUCUGGUAUUAACUCGUCAGGGACAUAGACGUGACGGAGUUUUGAGGCCUGUCAUCAUCAAAUUCAGUAAUGCUGUAUCGAAAAUGUUUACGCUGAAGACAUCCUUCAGAAUUAUGUUGCUUGAAGGUGACUUAAAAAAUAUUAGGGUAAGUCAUGACCUAAGCCCUGAACAGCGUGUUGAAUUGAAAUCGCUGUUGGAUAAAGCCAAGUCUAAAAAUGUUUAA